GAGAGAAGAAAGGAAAGGAGUCGGCAGCCAAAUGGGUGAUCAGAUCGUCUUCUUCGACGUGGAGACCACAACGCCGGCCAGAGCUGGGCGAAAGUUCUGGUUGUUGGAGUUUGGAGCCAUCCUAGUUUGUCCUCGGAAGCUUGCGGAGGUGGACAGCUACUGCACCCUUAUCAGACCGGGGGACUUGUCGAUGGUGUCACCGAAAAGAUUCAGUGGCAUUACCCGAGAGGCUGUUGCCGCCGCUCCGAUGUUCGAGGAGGUCGCCGACCGGAUCUUCGAGAUUUUGAAUGGGAGAGUGUGGGCUGGACAUAAUAUUCAAAGGUUUGACUGUCCUAGGAUCAGGGAAGCCUUUGCGGAUAUUGGUCGGCCUGCUCCGGAGCCUAUCGGAAUGAUCGAUUCUUUAGCUGUCUUAAAUCGUGGAUUUGGCAAGCGAGCAGGUGAUCUCAAGAUGGCAACCUUGGCUUCGUACUUUGGGCUUGGUCAGCAAAAGCACAGAAGUCUUGAUGAUGUUCGUAUGAAUCUAGAGGUCCUCAAGCAUUGUGCCACCGUAUUGCUCUUGGAAUCCAGCCUUCCACAAAUAUUGCCUCACAGAGAUACAGGAAGUCUAGAGAUGGUAACAAGAAGCAGAGCUAAUGGGAGGUCUUGUGGGGAAGAGGCCAGCAGAAAAUCUCCUCCCACAUCUCUUGGAAACCAUAGAGCAGUUCCAUACAAAAAGGGUAAGCUUGGAAAGGUGAUGGAGCGAGCGAAGGAUGCGUUGCAUGGUGCUCAAAGGACAAGGCCUCUGAACACUUUGCUUAAACAUUCACGCUUGCUGUUGAGAUGAGAAGCAAAUAGGAAGCCUAGAAGAAAUUGAUCAAUUUAGACUACAAGCUGAUGGAGGAAAGAGUUCCAACGGACACCCACAAAGAUGUUGAUUGUGAAAUUCUUUUUUCCCAUAUUCUUUAUAUAGGAAUAAGAAUAUAUAUUCAACUAAAAUUGCUGUAUGGAUAAGAUGACGUGAUUUCAGAAAAU
Molecule: messenger RNA, 1011 nt
Organism: Elaeis guineensis (African oil palm)
Lineage: Eukaryota; Viridiplantae; Streptophyta; Magnoliopsida; Arecales; Arecaceae
Product: protein NEN4
Molecular function (GO): nucleic acid binding; 3'-5' exonuclease activity
Source: RefSeq, a predicted model, not a curated record